AGCUGGUGACGUCAUACAGGAAGGGGCAGAAGGGCGGCCGUGUGGGCAGGAGCUGGCGUUUCUUUGUUGAACGGUUUGCCCGGAAAUAUUGGACAUACUUUUGGUCAGAAGAUUUUUUAUAAGUCUCGGUGGUGAGAGAUGUGCGGCUUUGAUAAGGAACAGGGGCCUGGGAGGCUGAUGAAAAAGGGCCUAACGCUCAUCCUGGUUGGCCAUGUUAACUUCAUUCUUGGAGCUAUUGUUCAUGGAAGUGUUCUCCGACACAUUUCCAAACCUAACCAGCAUAUUAGCGCAGAAUACACUGUAGCCAACAUCAUCUCUGUGACCUCUGGUCUGCUGAGCAUUGCCUCUGGCAUCAUCGCGAUUGUUGUAUCAAGAAACCUUCAUGACUUAAAACUGCAAAUAGGUCUGUUGAUUUCCUCCUUCCUGAACGCGCUGCUCUCGGCGGCGUGCAGCAUUGGCCUCCUGUUGGCCAUCAGUGUCACUGUGGCUAACGAUGGGAGAUUUUUGAUGUUUGGAUGCAACGACACAGUGGUGCCCGUCAACGCCCGCUCGCCAAUCAAUCCCCAGUGUUCAUUUGAUACCACACGACUAUACGACACCACCCUGGCUCUGUGGAUCCCCUGCGCUGUGCUGUCAGCAGCUGAGGCUGGACUGUCCGUGUGGUGCUUCAUUGUGGCGCUGGCUCUCAGAGGGCUGGCCCCCUGUGGGAACAGCUACAUCAAAGAGCAGCUAAAGGAAGAGGCUGAGUUUUCUCCUCACAGCCGCCGCCUGAUUGAACAGCAUUUCAAUCCUGAAGCAUAAAGAAUUGCUGCUAAAUCCAAAAAUACUUGAGCAUAUUUUUUGUGUACAGAUGGAUAACUUUCCCUGUGGUCAGUGAGGUUAGUGCUACUUCAGUAAAUCGGCACACUCUUAGUUUGAUGUUGUUGUGGCACUAUAAUACCACUGUUUGUAGGACAUUUAGUUUGAUUCAAGGUAUUUUUACGUAGCAUCAAAAUCAAUGACCACAAAAGAGAAAAAACGUUUUUACAGUCCAUCCAUUCCAAACUUUUUUGUGCCACUAUAAAGACAAAUGUGUAAAUAUGUGCCUGAAUGUAACAGUGAUAUCUCAGAUAUCCUUUCAGUCAUCUGAUUUUUCACUUUAUGCAUUUAGUAUUAUUUUACUCUUUAUGGUAAGCAUAAUUUUUUAAAUGAAGAAAUAGUUGUUAAUGAAGAGAUUUUUUUACUACUUAUUAUGGAUUGAAGCAAUUUUAUAUAGGUCCUCACUUCAGCUGAAGCUACAAUGUUUGCUGUGUGUACCCAUUUUUAACCACUCCAUCGUGCCUGAGUUUUUCUAAAUUCACCUUUGAUGCCCAAAAAUGAUAUGGGGAGAAAUGUCCCAUUUUACAGUUCUGUAAUUUUCUGUAUGGUACCCAGUUGAAUUGUAUACAUUCAUACCAAGAUUUUUAUUUUUUGAUUGAGUGUUUAGCUAGAAACUUAAUCAGAUAUGCUGCACAGUAGUGCUUAAAGAUGCAGGUCAGAUAACUUUUGGUAUGUGCAUUCAUGAAGACUGCAUGACUGCAGUGAUGUGUUCAUUAUUUUCCUUUGCAGCUUGCUGCUGCUGGCAAGCUAUUGGUCUGCUGAACUUUCUCAGAUACAACUUUCCUUUAAUGCUUUAGGAACAAUUUUCAUCUAAAUUUUUAGCAUUGGAUUUGUGUAACAAUGUGUUGAAUUUUUGGAAAUGUUCUUCAGAGAAAAAAAUGGGUCUAGUAAGUGAAAUAAACUGAAGUAUGAUUCUUGA
Molecule: messenger RNA, 1777 nt
Organism: Menidia menidia (Atlantic silverside)
Lineage: Eukaryota; Metazoa; Chordata; Actinopteri; Atheriniformes; Atherinopsidae
Source: the annotation of a GenBank genome assembly